Molecule: messenger RNA, 1528 nt
Organism: Ruditapes philippinarum (Manila clam)
Lineage: Eukaryota; Metazoa; Mollusca; Bivalvia; Venerida; Veneridae
Exons: 5
Coding region: 685-1035 (116 amino acids)
Source: RefSeq, a predicted model, not a curated record
UCUUUUAAAGUUUUGUAUUUUUUCUUUUGAGAUUAGGAUAGUUCGGUGCGGACAAAGUUCUGGCUUCAAUAAAUUUUAAAGACGCCUUUUAUAUAGUAAGGCGAGGUAACAACUGUGGUUAUUUUUUAUUUUGGUUAGAUUUGGUAACGGGUCUGAUGCCUUUAAUGUCUUAAAUACUAUAUUUAUGCUCAAAUUUGAUUAGAUAUUGUUUAUUAGGAUAUAAUCAAUUAAUGUCCAAGGCAUUAUGAUAAACUUUUACGAGCGAGUCAGCACUAAUGAGACACAUGGUGUCGGAAUCACGGCACUAUCGUACCCGUCUUGUCACAGUAUAAAACGAGUAUUACUAGUACGAUCGUAACGCUUCCCCUUUAAUUUCAACAACUACGCAGAUCAAAACAGACAUUCGUCUAGGUAGCAUUUUUUUCGGUUCUUUCUUGUAAAGGUAUGCAGUGCACUGCUGACCAAUCCUUUGCAGCCAUUUUACACUUGCGUAAUACCUCGCUGGUUGUUUAUUGAAAGGAUAUAUAUGCUUUCAUAAGCACCAACGGAGAAGGCUCAAUGUCAAGAAAUGGCAGAGCUAUUGACAUCUAACGACUGUCCUAUCCUAUCGUAGGAGUAAAUUAUGAAUAUAUUAAAGUAAUAAGUUAAUACAAACAAAUUAAUAUAAUUCUAUCACUCUGAUAAAUGUGUGGUUUUUUUUCAAAUGCAGAAACUGAGAUAGAGGAAGGAAGGCCGUCUUCUACAACCACGAACAUAGAACAGAAAUCGGGAUUGCUGAACAAAACAACAGAAUGUUUGUCAACCGUGGUGGAUCUUUUUGAAGCGCCGUUGAACAUAAGACAUCAUGAAAGAUUAGCAGGAACUGAGAUAGAAGAAGGAAGGCCGUCUUCUACAACCACGAGAAAGCCGCCUCGACUUAGCAGCGGGACAGACUUCCAAGAUGCAUGGGGACAUGAAAAUGUAAGUUUACGUAAAGGAAGUCAAAUUGACAGUACCUGUAUUAAUUUUGUAAAAACCUUGGAUAUAUUAGGAUAGUGUAAGAGUAAUUUGCUGAUUAUAUAGCGAGUCGUUGUUAAAAAGUUUGCUUUAUAUUACUACCUUUGUUAUUCUGGAAAUAUUUGAAUACAAUAUAUUUUAUUGUAGACGACGCUUAUAAGCGCUCCAGCCUUAGGGUUGUGUAUACAUGCUGUAAACUGUAUUAUAUUAGUUUGUAGAAUUGAAUAUGAUCGAAAUCGACACAUUAAGCUAAUGUACCCCUACUAAAUGGUAGCUCUUCUACAGAUAGUUAUCGGUUUAAAUGAGAGCUCAUGCCACAUAAGUUGUAGACAAAUAGACCAAAACAAGUCUGGAUAAAAGGUUAAUCAUUUCAAUAAAAAUAUCGGUUGUAAGAGCAUGCAUGUAUUUCAAAAAAUGAUAAAAAUAUCGAAAAAUAAUAUUGAAAAUGUUCUGUGUGGCACGACAUUCUUUCAUUUAAAAAAAACAUGCUCGACAUUCUUUCAUCUUUAAAAAACAAGCAUUUCCUUUUAAA